AUGUUUUCAAGAAGUCUAAGUUUGGGUCUCAAAGCUGUUAGACGUCCUGCCACUUUGAGGCUGCUUCGAAACCUUUUCAUACAAACGGCCGAGACGCCCAACGAAAAUGCAUUGAAGUUUCUUCCAUCCAUGAAUAUUUUAAAGGAAAAUGAAACCCGAGAGUUUUUGAGUGGCAGAGAAGCCGCUUGCAGUCCACUUGCAUUAAAGCUUUUUGCCAUCGACGGCAUCAAGUCUAUCAUGUUGGGACUGAACUUUAUCACCAUCGAAAAGCGCGGUGAAGACAUUGAUUGGAGUUUGAUUAAGCCAGAAAUUUUCUCUAUUUUAACAGAGUCUCUCACCAACGGCACACCAGUGGUCAAUGAGACAAGUGAGCUCUCGAAGGACGUUGGAUUCGAAGAGGAAGACGAUGAAGUGGUUCUGAUGAUCAAAGAGCUCAUUUUCACAAGAAUUAGACCUGCCAUCCAGGACGAUGGAGGUGACAUCGAAUUCUCGAGCUUUGAUGAAGAUACUGGUGUUGUUUACUUGAAGCUCAAGGGUGCAUGUAGAUCGUGUGACUCUUCGUCAGUAACACUCAAGAACGGUAUCGAAAGUAUGUUGCAAUACUACAUUGAGGAAGUCACCGAGGUGAGACAGAUUGACGCCACUGAUGAGGAAGCUCAAGCUCAGGCAACUGAACCUGAAGCAGAGCCACAAAGCGAUUUCACAUCUGCUACCAUCAACCCAGCAAGAAGAGAAGAGGCACCACCUACAUUGUAA
Candidozyma auris is the source of this 756-nucleotide messenger RNA. RefSeq lists its product as uncharacterized. The transcript has a single exon. NCBI's taxonomy places the organism in Eukaryota, Fungi, Ascomycota, Pichiomycetes, Serinales, Metschnikowiaceae. Bases 1 to 756 code for a protein of 251 amino acids. Gene Ontology annotation, biological process: iron-sulfur cluster assembly. Gene Ontology annotation, molecular function: iron ion binding; iron-sulfur cluster binding. Gene Ontology annotation, cellular component: mitochondrion. The record is from RefSeq and is a predicted model, not a curated record.